Neohortaea acidophila is the source of this 2088-nucleotide messenger RNA. Its product is annotated as AAA domain-containing protein. NCBI's taxonomy places the organism in Eukaryota, Fungi, Ascomycota, Dothideomycetes, Mycosphaerellales, Teratosphaeriaceae. The transcript has a single exon. The record is from RefSeq and is a predicted model, not a curated record. The coding region runs from base 1 to 2088 and encodes 695 amino acids.
AUGGAGCGACCCAAUCCAUUCGGUCAAGUCGCUCGAAGCUACAGGAAGUACGUGCUAGGCCUGGGAGACGAACCCGCGCAAGAGGUCACGGAGACGUUUGAGGUCGUCGACGAGUUGCCCGACGAGCUGAAAGGCGCCGAGAAGGAGCGUGAGCUAUGCUACCCGGACUACUUGGACCACGACCACAAGAAGCAGUUCCCGCUUGCCGCUGUCCAUAACCAUGGAGGCCGGAUGUAUCGCGGCCACGACGUCCCGAGAUUCCGGCUUGGAGUUGACAAGAAUUCGAAGGAGAUUGCAACGUGGCGGUUCGCUUUGAUCUGCAUUCGCGAUGUCGACGAGGCCCAGCAGUCAGUUUUCGGGCAUCCUUCACACCGAUACAGACCAGAAGACUCUUCCGAUGGGGAUCUCCGUUUGGUCCAGUUCAUGGUACACGGUGGUUCGCAGCGGCCAUCGAUCCACCUCAGGAUCAAUCGCGAGCGUGGUGAAGAUGGAAAGCCCACCUCUGUCGUCUUCUGGAAGUGCUACGCCCACAGUUGCGUUCGCAACACUGAUUCGGAACCCGCCAUUGGCCUUGAGUUCGGGGUCAACGACGAUGCCACUGUGCGCGAGGGCAUGCCACAGGGAUCGAGGCAACUCCGGGAGCUGGCGGGUGAGAACAGCAUUUGGGCAACACACUUACUGCUCAACGAUAUCGACAAGCAGCCGACGACCGGCGCUACUGGGAGGCCGGUAUGGAGAGGCAUAACACCCGCCGAGAUUGACCAGCUUGCAACAAGGGCGGCGGCUGGCGAAGACCUGACCGAAGCCGAUCGCGCGAUCGUGGCGUUGCAUCGCACCAGCGCGGUCAGCAUCUACACGUGGGUCGCGGCGGAGCAGGCAGAGUACUGUCGCCCGUUCUUUCAGUAUAUCCGGACCGUCUUCUUCGCGACUGCGACUAUGGGUCCUUGGUGGUACUAUCGCCUGGCGUCUCCGGAAGAGGACCUUGACAGCGCAAACUAUCCAUUCGAACAGAUUCCGCCACCACGCUGGCUUGUCACUCGCUGGUCUGUGAAGCGGAUUGGCGGCAAAGCAGUGGACGCCUCUCCUGUCGCGUGGAACAAACUCAGCACGAUCCCUGAUGGCAUCUUCCCAGACCUGGACGGCCUGGCAUUUGAAAUGCGUCUAGGAGUUGCGCGAGAAGCGGACAAGGACGUGAGCAAAUCCGCCGAAUUGCGUGCUCUUUGCCGAGAUCAAGCUGGCCGGUUUGCUUCUCUCGAUGCUGUUGACACCUUCAAGGACAAGAUCAAUCUGCUCAUGACUGGCGGUCGGCGAUCAUCUGUGCUGGAGAUUUCCUCCAUGAGCGCAAACGAAGCAUCCGACAUCUUCCGCGAUGCGAUUGUGGUGCGUCCUGUCGAAGUGCAGCGUCCUCUCCACCCUCGCAUAGCCGACUUUCCAAACAGGGAGAUCUACGACGGACAGUUGAAGAUUGCGGAAGCAAACGAUGUGGAGUCGGCGUUGCGGGAGUUGGUGGAGCAUCUGCUGGAGCCUCUGCGGAACACAGGUUGGAACCGAUCCCCAAGAAUCGGCAUUGAUACCAGCGAGACGAAGAGCGAGCUUUUUGGCGACACCACGUCGUCAGUGAACGAUGGCGAAGCUGCCUGGAUCCUGGAUACCGUGGUCGGGUUUGUCCUCGGCGGCGUGAACCCUGUGGACAUUGUCAUCAUCAGUCCCUACUACGGCCAAAGGCGCCUGGUUUGGAAGCUUCUCCAAGAUCAAGACAAGAGCACGGGCGCGAAGGAAGUGCGAGUUCUGUCCAUCAGCGAAGCCGAAAGCCAACAUGCCAAGAUCGCCAUUGUCAGCCUGGUCGCCAAUGAUCCGGACAAGAUUGGAUAUAUCUGCCAUCCGCACGACCUUUGCGUGGAGAUCACCCGUGGGAGCGACUACCUUUUCAUCCUCGGCAGCUUCGGCAAAUGGGCCAAGGUGCUCCAAGGACUGGCAGUUAAGCCGUUGCAUUACAGAGCGAACGCCCUGUUCCGGCACCUGAUUUUAGGGCUAUUUGCCAAGAAGGAAGUCAUUACUUUGCAAGACUGGAACGAUGUGAUGAAAUAG